Messenger RNA from Manduca sexta (tobacco hornworm), 2619 nucleotides. RefSeq lists its product as uncharacterized. The record is from RefSeq and is a predicted model, not a curated record. The coding region runs from base 255 to 1397 and encodes 380 amino acids. The transcript has 5 exons. Lineage: Eukaryota; Metazoa; Arthropoda; Insecta; Lepidoptera; Sphingidae.
UCACAAAUGCAGACUUGCAGUGCCUAUUGCAAUUGAGCCUUACCAAUUGGUUUAUAUAGAACCUUAUUGCACAUACGCUUUGAAUUUGUUUUGCGGCAUUGUAUUUAUUGACAUUAAACGAUUUAUUUACCGACUUUGUAUAACAACGUACAACGGACACCGAUUUUGUAUUAUUAUAUCGACUUUGGCUGUGUUUUCGGAUUUAUUGAGAACGACACAUAACUAGCAUUUAAUACGGACUUACGAUUUUAAAUAUGGGAUUAGACGAUGUAUUUUGCAUCAAUUGCGGUUCGCCAUCUGCUUGCAUAAUGUUAGAAGACCAGCAAAUCCUUCAAUGCAUACAGCAAAGGACCACUCCGCGGUUGGUUCAAGCACAUGAUCACAUAUGCACAGAAUGUUGGUCGAAUGCUAAAGACACAAUAACUGCCUCUUCUCUUGUAGGCAAAAGUUGUGUUCUUUGUCAUGUAGCAUUGCCACAUCGGGCUCGUUCACACCAUGUUAUUGCUAUGAGAAUGGAUACUCAACAUUAUAAGAAUAUCAGAAAUAUCAUCACAGAAAAAAUUCUUCCAUUAGAGGUUCAAGCAUCACAUUAUAUUUGCCAUCCCUGCUGGCAACGUGCUGAUCGUGCUGCCAAGCAGUAUACAAGGCCAUCUACAUCAAACAGCACUGCAAGAGGUAGUACUCAAUUAAAAUGUGUGAACUGUGGAAUUAAUGUCACAAGAAUGAAACGCCAUAUUUUAAAUGAUGAGAUAAUUUUACAUCACAUACAGCAACGAGUUGCACCUAAAAUGGUGACUGCAAGUGAUUACAUAUGUGAUGCAUGUCAUUUAUUAUUUCAUAAUGACAACCCAGUUUCUGAAGAUUAUGAUUCUGUAGGCCACAGGAAUGUGUGCAUAAAAUGUGGGUACUCUGUAAGAGGACUUCGUCAUUACAAGGUAUUAAAUGAGAAUCAUGAGCAUAUUUUAAGUGUUGUGCAAAACUGGAUUUACCCACAAGAGGUUCAAUCAGCAGAUGUCAUUUGCCAUAGAUGCUUUCAAAAAGCCGAAGCAGAUUUUCGUACAAAUGCCCUAUUGCCUUAUAACACUUCAGCACAAUCUGAAAUAAUAAUCUUACCAAAUUAUAGACGAGCCCCUCAUACACAUGCACGAUGUAUAUUCCCAAGUUGCAACAGUAAAUCACAACAAUUAGUGCCUGAUGUAAUAAGGGUAAGGUUAUUCAGUGACCAUAAAUAUUAUAUAUCGCCAGGCUGUCGUAUAUGUAGAUUCCAUUUAGAAAGUCAAUCAUGGUCACUUUUAUUCGAGGCUGAUAAUACCCAGCAUAGUUUUUCUGCAACACAAAUAGAAGACUUCUGUGAGCUCCUAAAACAAAAUAAAAAUGAGGAUUUUGAAAAUAUUUGAAUCCAUGGAUAACCAUGUGAUAUGGCACUGGCUGGGACGCACAAGAGUACAAUUCAAAGAAAUUGAAGCUGAAUUAUUAUCUGAAUAUCUGAAAAAAAGAAAGAAAGGCAAUUAGUGCUUAUUUAAUGACGAUUCACACAUGAGAUUCAGAUGAGAGAAUGGCAUCAUUAUUUAAUGUCAGCAGAAGCACUAUUAGAAGGCUAAUAACCAAGGCCAGAGAUACAGUGUAAUAAAAAAUAAUAAAAAAAAGCUUGUUAUAAUAAUAUGGGUUGUUAGGUUAACAAGAAAGUUAUGAUUUCGAGCGCCAGGCAGAGUAAUCUAUAAAGACUACAACAGCCUAUUUAUAGAACUAAAUAAGCCAUCGGAUAAGAUCAGUUGGCGCAUUAAAUUUUAAUCUUAGGCAAGUGGAAAAUCAAACCAAAUUACAUUUCAAGUAUCACUUUAACUGAUUAUGUGGAGCGCAAUAAAAUUAAUAAGAAGGGCGUUAUUUCACAGCAUUUUUGUAGAAAUUAAAAUUCUUAUAGACUUUCCUUAAUUGAAUUAUGACUUAAUUUUAAUAUCACUUGCCAUUUACCCAGUCAUACUAUGGGGAACAUAAAAUACAAGAUGGUUCAUAUAUUAUUUAAGUAUGCAGGGAGGUUUUUGAGGGCUUGUUGAACGAAUUCGAGUCAACUGUAGGAAACACUUCGUUGCUACAAGGUAAAAUACGCAGUCGACGUAUGAGUAAAAUUAUAUACUUAAUUAUAAUUGACACUUGUCAAAUUGGCAAACAAGGCUAUCUACUGCUGUAAUUAUCUUGUUAGCCAUAGAACAAUUGGUUGCUGCACCCACGUGAUGACCAUUAUAUGGUACAGGAGCUGGGCAAGAUAACAAACCCCCCUGCAGAGUUCUUAAAUACUAUUUUGAUUGAAAAUAUAGAGGAUCCUCAAGAUGUAUAAUGGUCACUGCUUAAUAUUAUAUUUGGUUGUCAAUAUCUAAUUUCAAGUAAUAAAUGAAAUUAAAACUAUCUAUUUUUAUUUUUUAACAUUCAUAUCUAAUAUAAUAUGUAGCAAUUAAAUAUCUAUGUGUGAUUUUAGAUUAUAUUAAUAUCUGAUGCUCUAGGCCAUUCAUAGAAAACAGGUUCCUCGAUAUUAAUAAUACGACUACGUAAAAUGGUUAUUCUAUUCUAGAAAAAGUCCACAAAUAUAAUUCAAUUUUAUUGGAAUGUAGUUGUUAUUAUCUA